This is a messenger RNA of Electrophorus electricus (electric eel), 2077 nucleotides long. RefSeq names its product thioredoxin interacting protein b (gene txnipb). Gene Ontology annotation, cellular component: cytoplasm. Gene Ontology annotation, molecular function: ubiquitin protein ligase binding. Gene Ontology annotation, biological process: protein transport. The record is from RefSeq and is a predicted model, not a curated record. NCBI's taxonomy places the organism in Eukaryota, Metazoa, Chordata, Actinopteri, Gymnotiformes, Gymnotidae.
CUGCAGUGGUUGAUAAAUAUAUCGUCAAACUGUGGCAACUCAUUCAGUGUUUACCAUAGAUCCAAAGGACUAACACUGACAAAUUAACAAAGCGAGCUUAAGUGUUUCACAAGUUAUUGCUCAGCGUAGAAACUUGAUUUAAGCGGUCAGAUAACGGUGCAAAUAAUAUACAUUAAGUUUUUAAUUAUAGUAGUCCUUUAACUGCGAAAAUGGUUGUGCUAACUAAGAAACCAAAGACAUUCGAGAUUCAAUUUCGUGAUCCAAGCAAAGCGUUUUACUCCAGUGGAGAUAAGGUUUCUGGGAAAGUGAUCGUUGAGGUAUCCGAGUUGACCAAAGUAACGGCGAUGAAACUGUUUGGAAUCGGCUGCGCCAAAGUGGAAUACAGUAAAGGCAAGCAGCGCUGUCGGGAAGAAAUAGACUACCUGAAAUAUCAAGAUGUUCUUCACCUUGACCAACAGCCCACAGACUUAGAUGGCUCUGUUAUACUGAGACCUGGAAAUAGAUAUGAGUACAUGUUUGGGUUUGAGCUUCCCCAGCCAGGGCAGCUGGUAUCCUCAUAUAAAGGCAAAUUUGGGGCUGUUCAGUAUUAUGUCAGAGCCAUAAUGGAGAGGUCCCCCCAACCAGAUGUGGAGUGCAAAAAGUACUUUGAAGUGGAGGAACCAGUUGAUGUCAAUACUCCUGCCCUUACGUCUCCAGCCACAGGUGCAAAGGAAAAGAAUCUCACCUGCAUGUUCAUUCCUGAUGGCAGCGUGUCCAUCGCUGUCAGGAUCGAUCGUAAGGGCUACUGUCAGGGCGAGUACAUCUGCAUUGAUGCCAAGUUCGAGAACAGUUGCUCCCGCAUCAUCAUCCCCAAAGCUGCCAUCAUAGCCACUCACACUUACCUGGCCAAUAGCCGCACCAAAGUACUCCGCGAGAAGAUCUCAGCUGUAAGGGGCGACCCCAUCAUCUCCGGCAUGUGUGACAUGUGGCAGGGCAAGAGCAUCCGUGUGCCCAAACUGAGACCCACCAUCCUGGGCUGCAAUAUCAUCCACAUGGACUACACUCUGAUGGUGUAUGUGCAUAUUCCCGGCAGCGAGAAGCUGACCCUGGAGCUGCCCUUGGUCAUAGGGACAAUCCCUUUCACGGGCUUCACCAGCCGCUCCAGCAGCAUGUGCAGCCAGGGGGGGAGUGCAGCUUCCAGCAGCCUUCCCUCUAUGCCCUCCGCCCCCCCAAGCUACAGUGAGAUCCCUCCACAUGGCCACCUCGACAGCCCCCUCACUCCACUGCUGGACGACUACGACGAAGAUGACUGCCCCAUCUACAUGCAUACCGGAGAUGACCAUCGGACGCCCCCUCCUUCCUAUGCAGAGGUGGAGGAGGAGUGCACUGGCAGGGGUGUUUCCCUUCAGUUUGCAUGAACAGUUGCGAGAACUUCAGGAGAAGAUGCUGAGACCUAAAUCCAACGGCAAAACAUCAUCAGCACUCUGUUAAGAAGAUGAAGAUGGAAGAUAGUCAGAGAGCUACCUGUGUUAACAAAAGUUGUUGCUAGUUUUAGACUGAUUAUGUAAUGGUGUUAAAACAAAGCAUGUGUUAAGUUAUAGGAGAAUCGGUCUCCUUAUGAACAUCGUUAGACUAUACAGUCUGCUUUUUUUCUGGGGUAUCCUUGGUAUUUGAGAUCUGAGAGUUUUUCAGAUUGAAGUUACGCUUUGCCAUAUUGGUGUAAUCUCAAGGCUGCUUUUAUUUUCAUUCCAGAUGGGAGUGUAAUAAAGUUGAUUAUGAGCAACGUUAAUAACAUCAGUCAAUAUAUGCAUUUUAAUUUAUAUUUGUCCAGUUAGAGUCAGAGGACAGUGAUGUGUUUUUUAUUUCAUAUAACUUUGUAUCAGAGUGGUUUGUUUUUCUUUUACUAUGAGAAAUGUUACAUAACUAUAACUUUAAUUAGUGAUGUAUCUACAAGGUUGCUCAAUAAUGCUUGAGCACGGAAUAUCUGUAAUUUAGCUGUGUUAAGUAUUUUGACAGAAUUUAAAAAUUUUACAUCUAAUGCUUUUUUAAAUACCACUUUAAGGGCAAGUUAUAAAUAAAACUACAAUGAAAACUUUGA